Molecule: messenger RNA, 4287 nt
Organism: Leptidea sinapis
Lineage: Eukaryota; Metazoa; Arthropoda; Insecta; Lepidoptera; Pieridae
Product: protein ST7 homolog
Exons: 5
Coding region: 256-1569 (437 amino acids)
Source: RefSeq, a predicted model, not a curated record
UCAUAUUAUAUCGAUAUUGUAUCGAAUAACAAUUUAUGCUACUUUGUCGGUUAAUUAUGUUAUUAGCUAAUUAUUUGUAUUAUUAAAAUAAUAUUAUCUUUGCUGCCUUAGCUCUAAAAUCGAAUGCAUAAAUCUAAUUAAAAUAUGAAAUAUAAUUACUUACCUAAGUGUUUAAUUUGAGGAUUAGUUGCAAAGUAAUUUCUUUUUGUCGUGUGGUAAUAAACGGGUAGCUUAAAUUAUUUAUCAAACGAUACGAUGUGGGAAACUUCCACAUUUAUGGGUGUACUUACUCCCAAAUUCUAUGUCGCUCUCACUGGCACAUCUUCUCUCCUAUCUGGACUGAUAUUAAUCUUCGAGUGGUGGUACUUCCGCAAGUAUGGAACCUCUUUUAUUGAACAGAUGUCGCUGGUGUCGCUGGGUGUGUGGGCAGGUUGCAGCGGAGCAGGCGGGCCUGCUCCCGGGGCUGACGGCGAGUGCAAGGUGUGGCGCAACCCGAUGUCGCUUCUGCGCGGAGCUGAGUACGCGCGCCUGUGGAGUAGCGUACGCCGCGCGCCGCUCACCUACUACGAUAUGAAUCUCUCUGCACAGGAGCACCAGGCGUGGUUCGGUGGCUCGGACGGGGGACCGGGUGAGGAGGAACUGGCUCGUGCGUGGCGCGAACGAGAGCCGGCCGUGCGCGUGGCGUGCGCGAGAGCAGCGCUGGCCAGCCGCCCGGACUGUGCCGCCGCGCUGCUGUUGCUGGCAGAAGAAGACGCGCCCACCGUCGCCGAGGCGGAGCGAGUUCUGCGACGCGCCUGGCGGGCGGGCGAGGCCGCGUGUCGCGCACUCGGCGCAGCGGGCGCGAGUGGCGCGGUGGCCGCGAGGCGCGAGGCCGGAGUGUUAGCGCACGUCAAGCGCCGAGCUGCCAUGUGCGCUCGCCGCCUGGGCCGGGUGCGUGACGCGGCCCGCCUGUUCCGCGAACUAGCGCGCGAUGCUCCGCCAGCGCUGCACGCGCUACGUGUCCACGAUAACCUCCUCGAGGUGUUGCUUGAGCAGCGCCAGUACGCCGACGCCGCAGCGCUGCUCGCACGUCUCGAGGAAGCACCCACCGCCACCACGCUCUACUCGCUGGCACUGCUGCGCGCGCGCACGCUGGCUGCUGCCGAAUGUGCCCGCGUGCCUGAUGACGUGGCCGAGGUGAUGCGGGCGGCCCUGGAGUACAACCCGUACGUGAGCGAUUACCUACUGGAGAGGCGCGCGCUUACGUUCCCACCUGAGCACGUGGUUCGACGUGGCGACAGCGAGGCGCUAGCGUACGCGUUCUGGCACAUAGUGCACUGGCAGCGAGCCGAGCCCGCGCUUCAAGUGCUGGCCGCGGUGGAGGCAGCUUACCCCGCCCAGUCCCGCGGGUCACGGCCACCCGCUCCGCGCGCUGACCUUGAGCUGAUGGCGCCACGCCCCCCUCCGCGUCGUGCACCAUUGCUUCCACUAGCUGCCGUGCUGUGCCUACUCACUGCGAUCACAGUUCUCACAGCGCAUUACUGCGCGCCCUUCGAGUUCGACCCCUACGCCCUGCUGGCCGCACGCUGAUUUCUUCAGGUUUUCAGUAUUUCAGGUUGUCUUCGGAAUUUGAUACUAAGCAAAAAUAUAAAUUAUACAACUUAAAUAGUAUUUCUCGCUCUUAAAGUUCUUCCGCUCAUGACACUGCUACUGUAAUCUGCACUGAUUUUGAAAAAGCGUUUGAUCGAGUUGAUCACGUCAUUCUACUUCAUAAGACAGACACUCUAGGUGUUUAGGCGGAGACCUUUAUAGAUGGUUUGAAUACUUUAUUACAAACAUGAGACAAGCUAUUGCAAUUGAAAGUGCUCCUAGUGAACAUGUAACAAUCAGUUAAGGUGUUCCUCAGGGAUCUAUCCUGAGACCUUCGCUUUUUAAUAUUUACCUUAUUGGUAUUAAUGCCUAUGUAGACGCUGCAAAUUAGCUGAAAAAAUCAAAAUCUUAGAAUAAUUAAUAUUGACGACUGCCACAAAAUACAAAAAGAUCUGAACAAUUUUUGUAAAUUUUUAUAAAAGAAACAGGAUAUAUUAAGAUGUCUCCAAAUAAUUUUUUGCCGUAAAAACGCAAUAAUAGACUAUACUUAUUGUAUAAGUAAUGCCCCUUAAGAGAACUUAAUCGGUUUGUGGCUUGGAUACGCGAAUUCACUCCAAAAUUAAUGUCAUCAUUGCGUCUAUAUGAGACGCAAUCACAGAUAGUGCAUUAUAAUAAUAAGCAAUUAUGAUGUAUGAAAUGGGUUUGUGGUUCAUUCAAGAUGUGGAUUCGCAUAUUAUGUUUGAAGUUCAUUUGAAUACGCGUGUAGCAUAUGAUUAAUAUUGAGAUAAUACAAGAAAAAAAUAUUAAAUAUUUAUGUUUUAAAUGAUUCGAAAGUUACAAUGAAGCGUGUAAAUACUUCAAAUUGGACACUUUAGAAAAUAGAAGACGACAAUUCGACAUUGUAUUGUUUCACAACAUUUUAUGGAAUAAAGUAGAUUGCAGCGAACUACUUGCAAAGAUAUCAUUUCAAGUCCCACUCUAUCGAACACGCUGGAACGGGGAAGGGCGCUGGUGUGGGACGCGACUUGCGUCGACACUCUGGCUCCUGCUCAUGUCCAAGUUACGUCAGUUGGUCAGACUGCCAAAGACGGCAAGUGUCGCAAAUAUAUUGGUCUCAGUGAGUCAUAGUUCACAUAUUUGUGCCCUUUGGAAUUUUGGUUAUCGAACACGACAUACAGAAUUAUUUCAAAUACAAAAUUUAAGCAUGAAUAAUGCUCGAAACUCAGCUCUAUGCCGUAUUGCACAAACAUUUUUUUUUGACAAACGGGCAAGAGGCUCACGGGAUGGGAGUGGUGAGGUAAACGCACAUGGACAUCCGCAACAAGUGUCAGGAGAUUCGUGGCCGACAAGUUUUAAGGUGGAAGUAUGCUCUUUUCUUGGUGGUCCUUAAAUCGUAUCGGUUCCGGAAAUCAGAAGCCGGUAAUUGAUUCCACAAAGUUGCUGUGCGUCUCAAGAAAUUUCUACAAAAACGCGCGGUUGUGGAAUACCAGACGUGAUGCGGGUGGCAUUUUGACGUAAAGUCCGAUGGUGGAAUUCGGCCGCUGGAAUCAACCCGAACUGCUCUUCUGAGCACUCGCCGUGAUUUUAAUAGAUAAAUAAAUAGAUUCUAAUAUAGAUCUAUUUCAUUUGUCGAACUAAAAACUAAAAUCUGAAAUAAGAAAAAUGCACGAAAUAAAAGCAACCUACAAAUAAGACUUAAGGAUAUGUGUAACAGGAUUAAGUAGUAUUCAUAGCUCGAAAUGCUAUACUUUCACCACAAAACAUGUCUAAAAACACCAUGUUUGCGUGUUUUCUGCUUACUCUUCGCUAAGCUACUCGCUACUUAAAAGGAUGUAUGGCGUAUUAGUGGUUGUUAAAAAAUUGUUCUCAUAUCAAAACUAUUAACAAAUUAUAUUAAUUUUACCACCUAUGAAAAAUAGUUAUUGUUGCAUAAUAAAUUCUACCUAACUCACCUUGACUAACUCUGCUUCGUACAGAUGUCAUUUUGGAAAAUGUUUCGAAUUUGUUACAGAAAUUCGUAUAUCAAAUUCUUAACAUGCAGCUAAAUUUAAAAUUCUGACUCCACAUUAUUGCUAAUCUCUCAUGGGCUUCCAAACCUGAUAAAUAGAUUGAUAAAUACAUCUUCCCAAAUAAACGCAAACAUCAAGUGAAAUGCUAUGAUAUUAUCUUUUUUAAAUCGAAACUCGACGUAGUAACGUAUUGAAAAUUAACGGUCGUAGGUAUUUAGAUCUCUAGGUUUUGUAAUCUUUUUCUAUUUAUUUAAAUUAUUAUUAAACUAAUUUCAGUUUUGCUAUAAAUAGCAGUUCGUGCUACAUUGCUUUGCUUUUUUUUCAGGUCCAUCAACAGCAUGCAAUUACCUAAACCUAUAGGUGUGGUUAUUGCUUAGACGGUUAAAACUUGUUUCUUUUUUCAAUAGAAUGAAAGUUAUGGUGUCGUUAGAUGAUUGUUUAAACUGUUUACAAAAACAAUCUGUAUGAUUUGAAGCAAUGUCGCAAUCUUUAUGUUUGGUGCAAUCGUGGCUUAAAGAGGAAAAUGAAACUCGCGUCUAAUCGGGCGUCGAGUCAAUAUCGAGAUUUAGGACUUAUCCUACAGUAUCAUUGAAAAGAUAAUUAACUCCCUUCACACUAUCUCUUGUUAGUAACUCUUUUGUAAAUAUUUUUCAAUCAUAAUUUUUCAUUAUUUAUUAAUAAAUGAAUGUAAAUUAAAAAAAUUAUAAAA